Haliotis rubra (blacklip abalone) is the source of this 1938-nucleotide messenger RNA. RefSeq names its product transcription factor HES-1-A-like. Gene Ontology annotation, cellular component: nucleus. The record is from RefSeq and is a predicted model, not a curated record. Gene Ontology annotation, molecular function: RNA polymerase II cis-regulatory region sequence-specific DNA binding; DNA-binding transcription factor activity, RNA polymerase II-specific; protein dimerization activity. Gene Ontology annotation, biological process: regulation of transcription by RNA polymerase II; anterior/posterior pattern specification; regulation of neurogenesis. NCBI's taxonomy places the organism in Eukaryota, Metazoa, Mollusca, Gastropoda, Lepetellida, Haliotidae.
UAUGUGCUGGCUUGUUGAUAAGUCGGACCACGGGGCACUUGCUGAGCCGAGGAGCAGCAUACUUAUCAACAGAUUGUGUGCUCAGGCACCGCGACCCUACUCUUGGGCCCCUAGGGGCGGGGUUUUCCCACAGGGGACCGUCGGCUUGCUCCGGCUGCCUGGCACGCGCUAGUGUUUAUUUGUGUCACAAUCACCUCUUGAUUGACAGCUGAGUCGCUCGCGGUCAGAUUACAGUUACACUGUCACAACACGCACAACCAAUGAAAUUACCCAAAUGCUGUCGUGCCCAAAAUGGAGCUGUGUGAUUGGUCGACCGUGGCGGCAUGCGAGCGUGGGAACGGGUUGCGGGAUAUCUUCACACCGGUCGCUAGAGGUAUGAUGGACCUUGGUUAUAUAGCUAUGUCACCGGGAAAAUACGUCAUUCUCACGGUCUGACUGAAGGAAUUGCCUGAGCAGAAACAACCACCUGUAGCCGUGCAGACGACAUAGAAGCAGACGACCACUUGUUGAUCAUGACGGAAAGCGAUUCAAGCGGUCCAUCCUCCCCAAGAAAAGGGGAUGAAUGUAAAUCAUCGUAUAGAAAAAGUAACAAGCCUCUUAUGGAGAAGCGACGUCGUGCACGCAUCAACACGUGCUUGGGACAACUGAAAACUUUGGUUCUGCAAGCCAUGAAGAAAGACAAUGCCCAGUAUUCCAAAUUAGAGAAGGCUGACAUCUUAGAACUGACUGUGAAACAUCUGAGGAACGUUCAGCGACAUCAAAUGGCAGCUGCCAUGGCAACCAGCCCUGACGUCAUCACAAAAUAUCGAGCUGGGUUCAACGAGUGCGGGGAGGUGAUGCGAUACUUGUCCAGUGUCCCUACAAUCGGGGAUGACAUGCGUACACGUGUCCUCAGUCAUCUAGCGAACUGUCUCCAAACCCUCAACUCCCAGCCCGUGGCGGACAUAGCAAUGCAACAAACAGGGCAUCAUGGGAUACAUAUUCAACAUCCGGCCUACACCGGAAAUGCCUGCAUGGGGAACCCUUCAGCGUUUCAGACAAUGGUGAAAGAACAUCCCUCUCCCCACAAGCAGAUCCAGAUGAACCCCCAAUGCGUGACCACGCCCGUGCAGUUUAUCCCAGGAACCCUACCCACGGGACAGGUGGCUUUCGUCCUGACAUCGCCCUCCCCUGUGCAAGCCGUACCGUUAUAUGCAGCGCCCUCUUCAGACAGAAAAGUUGAGACAUGCGUAAAACAGGAAAUUGUGUCUCCGUCGCCGUGUGACAAAACUGUGAAUCGAUCCCCAGUUCCUCACCCCCCUUCACCCACCAGCGCCCCUCCCAUCUCCCCUGUGUAUCCUCACCCCCCGGGUCAGGCGGGUAUUCGACCAGUAGCGGAGGAGCCAGUGUGGAGACCGUGGUGACUUGUGUAUGUAACUAUAGUGACUGUGAACAGUGCAGUGGAAUUUCACGUGUCGCGCUGUUUACACGUGUCUAUUCACAUAUGGUGUGUGUAUGUUUCAGUGAAAACGGGCUAAAAUGAAAUUGGUGAUGCAGAUAUGCAAUUCUUUCUCUAACGGAACGUGUGACUCGUAACGCGGUUGUCUCCCCUGUUGCUGGUCAACGGGGACGUAUGAACGGGAUAACCUGUUCUUUUCUGUGGACCAUAUUGCAGCCUUGACAGUUCAGGGUCCAAUUAUUUCUGACAUUUCUGCAAGAAAGCAACCAUUUCCAAUGGCCCAACUGACAUUCCUUACAGAAGCGGAUACUGACAUUUACCAAAGAAAGUCCCGCCAUUAUCAGAACAGUUCAUGUUCGACACAAACUCUAUGCAUCGUGCCACGUGACACUUCGACAACUGAUCGUGCUCUGUGAUAUUUAUUAGCAUUAAUGUGCCUUAUUGAUGAUGAUGAUGAUGAUGAUGAUGAUGAUGAUCAUUAAAAUGUUCAUGAAAAGCAA